Molecule: messenger RNA, 3284 nt
Organism: Linum trigynum
Lineage: Eukaryota; Viridiplantae; Streptophyta; Magnoliopsida; Malpighiales; Linaceae
Source: the annotation of a GenBank genome assembly
GUAAAAUACACAAAAUUGAUGUACUUAUUACAAAUAGUUUAAACUUUAAACUACAACCACUAGAAAAGCCCGACAUAAUUUCUUAGUAACUCGAUCACUAAUGAAUGAUUUAAUCGAUACACAGAUUGAUUGUUAAGCUGUAUGGGUUGAGAAACAGUCUAGAUAAUUAAGCGAUGCGCCAUUUAUGGCUUCUUUCCCAACUUCAGGCUUGAAAUGGAAGAGUUGGAUACCUCGAUGAGUAAGGAAUUCUCGCCGGAAAAGCAAAAAAGAUGACAGAUUUAGCCGUACUGAAGAAAAUCAUGCAAGGCGAACCAGAGUGAUGUACAUUUUAUGUUCUCAAGUCAUCUGUAAUUUUCAUGGCGGGCGUUGUACUGUUGUUGGUUUCCCAGCUGGAUCUGGACACUUCGCUCUUCAUUCCUUUUUCCACCCCACAUGUCCCUUUCUUCCUUUUCCUCUCUACCUCUCUAAUCAGAGAGAUUCCCAAGCAAGCUCUCCUCUUUUCUUUUCUCCCCCUGCCCUUCCUUCACUCUCCCCACCCCACUCUGCUUUCUUCUUCCCCUUUUCAACAUUUCCUCUGUUCCAUUGACCAUUCCCAUGCCUGUCUGAUUUUUUUAAUCAAUUUCUCCGUCACUGUGUUUCACAUCUUUCCUUCUAUAAAUUCAUCCCCCCCUGCUUCCUUCAAUCUCCCCUCUUUUCCUUCCCUUCCUCCUCCCCUGCCUUCACCCUUUUGCUCUGUUUUCUCUGCCCGAUUUCCCCUUCCCGGGUUUCAAUCUCUGGAGCGUUUCUGAAUCUGGGUUGGGGAGAUCUUUUUUGGGCUUGAUGCAUAGCCUCGUAAUAUUGAUGUUUGAGAUUCAUGUCUCCAAUUCUCAGUGAAGAACUCCUCCUCCUUCCUCCUUGUAUGAUUAAUUCCACUUUCCGGCGCAGGACCCAUUUAGUUCAGUCUUUCUCCGUCGUCUUCCUCUACUUCCUCUACUACGUCUCAUAACAUCUGAUUCACCCACCGCCCCACCUUCUUACCCUAGCUUUCAAUUAUCCCAAUAAGAAUCAAAAUUCCCCCAAAUUAGUUUCCGUUUCAGAGUCUCUGUUUUUUUUUUUCAAUUUCCCCUGCUAUUUCCAGCUACUUGGGUCCUGCUGCCUAAAAAAAUACCCUAAAUAGAGAAAUAAUUUCGAUGGCGUGCUCGAGCGGGACAUCAUCGACGACGUCAUCGUCUCAGCUGGCGGCGGCGGGGUCGGACGAGAGGAAGAGGAAGAGGAUGGUGUCGAACAGGGAGUCGGCGCGGAGGUCGAGGAUGAGGAAGCAGAAGCGCCUCGACGAUCUGACGGCUGAGAUCGCUCUGCUGGCAGAGGAGAACGGCCGGAUCUUGACCAGCAUCAACGUCACCACCCAACAUUUCUUGUCCGUGGAGGCAGACAACUCCGUCCUCCGAGCCCAGGUCGGCGAGCUCAGCAACAGGCUGGAUUCGCUCAACGAGAUCCUCGAGCUCCUCGCCGCGACUCCCUCGCCGGCUAUCACCGCCUGCGUCGGCGGCGGAGAAUAUUUUGGGUUCGAGUAUGAGGCACCGGCACCAAUGGCGGAGCAACAUUAUGGCGUGAGCAGCAGCAGCUGCUUCAUGAACAUGGGUUUUCUGAAUCACAAUCAGCUUAUUAUGGCGUCUGCUGCGGCGAAUGAUGUUUUCCUCGUGAAUUAAUUGAUUAUAAGGGAUUGGUUAUUGAUUAUCAUUAUUAUUAUUAUUAUUAUUAUUAUUAUUAUUAUUAUUAUUAUUAUUAUUAUUAUUAUUAUUGGUUUCCUUCUUUCCUUUGUUAAUCUUAAUUCUGAGGAUUGUUAAGGCACAGAUGAGGUUAAUGAUCUUGGUUUGUACUGUUAACCAUUGGUGGAAGUACGUCAUGGGAUGCUCAGCUUGGUGUUAGUUAAUUAAUUACUGCUGUUGUUGUAAAAAAAAAAAAAAUACUGAGGAUUGUUAAGGCACAGAUGACUAGAUGAGGUUAAUGAUCUUGGUUUGUACUGUUAACCAUUGGUGGAAGUAAGUCAUGGGAUGCCGAUGCUCAGCUUGGUGUUAGUUAAUUAAUUACUGCUGUUAUUAUUAAUUACGUGUGUAAGUUAAAUUUUGGGUUUCAAUUUGCUUUGGUGCUUUCAUUGUGUUUUCUUUCUGUGUUUGGUUAUUGGUUGGUGGGACUAAUAUUAAUACAAAAUCACAACAGUACUGUUGGGGAUGUGACUCGGAAAUACCUAAGGAUGAUCGCGUCAAAGACGACCGCGCCAAAGCCGGCGCGCGAGUAAGGAGAAUGGCCUGGAAAGCUCGCGCGUAAACUCCAAACGGCCCUCAACGAGAAGUGUAAUAGCGGCGCCGCGUCACCCGAAGGGUAGUCACCAUCAUAGUCCUAGAGUAGUCAACAUCAUAGUCCUAGGUAUAGUCAUGGCUAAGGGUCUUGUCGUCCCUAGGGAUAUGGUAUUGGUCCAUGACGUGUCAGAGGUCAUGUCACCCUGCCAUGGUAGUCACAUCAUUGUACCGUUGUGUACCUCACCCACCACCAUGUAGCCUAUAAAUAUGGCAUUUACUCUGGUGGGUGAGGGGAUGGGAUUUUUGAGACUCUAUCUCUAAGAUCAUCACUUUAUCUCACUGAAAUAGAGACUCUCAACUCUUUCUUUCCUCUCAUUUGUCUCAUAGUUCUUGUUCGACCAAGCCGUUAAUUCUUCUUGACCCAUUACAGUGAACCUCACUCCUACACUCAGUUAGGUUCAAACAAGUACUUUUGUUUGAUGAUUUUGAUGUUUCGAGAUACAUCUAUUUGGAUUUCAUACCCAACCCAAUUGGGUUGGAUAGUAAGAAACCCAUGAGUAUGGGCAAAGUUGUCAUCCCUACUAAUUUAUCUAUUUUAUUGAAAAAAUUUAAUUAGUCAUUAUAGUAAUAAUAUGUUUAGAAGGUUUUCUAAUUAUUAUAUUAGAUAAAACUUGUUGAAAUAUAGUUUUGGAUGUUUUUAAAAGUUUUGGGUAUCAAAAAGUAAUUAAAAGUUUGGGUUGGAUGGAAAAGUAGACGAAUGCACAUUUUGACAACUUUAAUGGUACCCGACGCCUUAUUCAAACUUAAGUGGUAUGUCUUCCCCAAUUCUCAAACUUAAGUGGUACCAAGGUAAUUUCCGAAGAAAAGUCUGCACGCCAAAUGAAGUCGAAAUUCAUGAAUCAAAAGUAAAUUCUAGCAGAGAAGAACAAUAUUUGAGGACGUGCUUCAAUUGAAUUGAAUUUAUUUUAUUUUUCCAAUUACAAUCUAUAAAUUUUCUGGGAUUUU